AUGGAUUCGCCGAGGUUAACUAGAUCUGCUACUGCUCAACGGAGAACUCCAAGAAGGCAAACUACAAGUAAAACUUCGACUGCUGAACGUUCCACUACUAAGAAUCAGAGGGAGCAAUCCGCUAAGAAAUCGGCCACCAAAGAGAAUAAAAGAACACCUAUAGCAAAAUUAAGAGUGCGGAAAAGCUUGAUCGAAAGAACGAAACCUGCACCUUUAGUAUUUUCAAGUUCCAGCGAUAGCGAAGAUGAAUUCAGUGAUGAACUUGGUGACUUUGAAGCCGGAAAAACCGCAUCUCAAAUAAAUAAAACACCUGUGAAAGAUGAUACUAUCAAACCUUUAAAGAACAGGGAAGCGGAGUUCGAGAGUUUGAAAAAUUGGAUAAGUUCAACCUUAAUCGAAAAGACACCUCUUUCAGUAUAUAUAAGUGGACCCCCUGGAACAGGUAAAACAGCUACAACCUCAUUAGUGUUACAACUGUUUAAAAAACAGUGCUUGUCGGCCCAUGUGAAUUGUGUUACAACAAAAACUCAAAAAGAUUUAAUCCGGGCUAUUUUAUCUGCUUGCAAGUCGGAUGAGGCUGCUACUGCUUCCGGAUUAAUUAAAUGUCUCGAAUCUCUAAAACGGCCUCUUAUUCUUAUUUUGGAUGAAGUAGAUCACUUAUCCACGGGAUCUAACAGUGUUCUCUAUGCUGCAUUCAAAUGGCCUUUUGAAUUAUCUUCGAAGCUCAUUCUUAUAGGAAUUGCCAAUUCUAUCGAUCUCACAGAACGAGUUCUUCCAAAGCUUAAAUUGGUUCAAGCUCCAAAGCGUAUUCUGUUCACACCUUAUACUCAAGAAAACAUAGCUUCUAUUCUUGAAGACAGGAUGAAAAAUGACGAGAACAAGCUGGAUCCUAAAGCAAUUGAGCUGUGUGCUAGGAAAGUUGCAGCCAUGUCUGGUGAUUUGCGGACAGCAUUACUUGUUUUCAAACAAUCAAAGAAUAAAAUUGCUGCUAAUGCUCUGUCUGGCAAUUCUUUACCAACAACUGGUGUACGAGAAGUUUUAGGUGUAUUAGGCAAUGUUUAUUCAUCCCCCAUUAGUAAAGCGAAGCUACCACUUCAAUCAGAGCUUCUCUUAGCAGUUUGUCUUACGAUGUCUACGAACAAAAAGACUCCACUGACAGUCAAUGAGCUCUUCCGAUCGUACUCCAAGGCUUGUGAGCUAACUAACAUACCGGAGUUAGAUAGCGAUGAUUUAUCCACUGCAUUCCAAACACUGGAAAGCCAAUCCUUCAUUACCGUAGCAAAGAAUGGCCAAAUUAGAUUACAGGUUGACGCUAAAACAGCUCGAUCAGCAAUUUCAAGCAACGGCAUGAUUGAGCAAGUGAAACAUUUAUCUGUUUGA
This is a messenger RNA of Auanema sp. JU1783, 1380 nucleotides long. NCBI's taxonomy places the organism in Eukaryota, Metazoa, Nematoda, Chromadorea, Rhabditida, Rhabditidae. The record is from the annotation of a GenBank genome assembly.